GUACUUAAUGCAAAAUUCAAUCAAUUCGGUAGGCAACAAGCGACAGCUGCGAUUCCGUGGCGAUGUCAGUGCCAGCUGUCGCGUGGAGGAGCUCCAUCAGCUCCAAGAAGAGAAUAGACAACAGAAACCAAAGCAGUUGCCGCUCUCCCAGGAUGACGUUGCAGCGGCGACGGCGUCGUCGGCGGCCCAGCAGCGACUCCAAAGUGGACCCACAGAGACCGGUACGACAACCUUUCUGGACUUUUUCAAAGUGGAAAUGACACGCGGCUACAUGCUGGAACACGACGAGGAACGGUAUUCGGCUCGACGCCAGAAGAUCUACAGUUUCAUGAGGAUACCGCGCGACCUGGAACGCUUCAUGAUCUAUGGGAUAAUGCAGUGUGCCGAUUCCUUUUUCUACAUACACACAUUUCUGCCCGUCCGCUUCCUGUUGGCGGUCUGGGCUUUGGUCACAAGGACAGCGGCACGGAUUUGCCGGCUACGCAGCAGCGGACAGCGUCUAUUGUCACCCGCCGAGAUCUGUGAUCUGCUGAAGGGUGCCAUCUGGAUAGCAGUGACGCUAAUCAUGCUGCUCGUGGACACGAAUCGAGUGUAUCACAUCAUUAAAUCGCAAUCGAUUAUCAAACUGUAUAUAUUCUACAAUAUGCUGGAGGUGGGCGAUCGUCUGCUGUCGGCCUUUGGCCAGGAUACCAUGGAUUCGCUUUUCUGGACGGCAACUGAACCAAAGAACUCCAAGCGGGAACACUUUGGUGCCUUCACGCAUGUUCUAUUGACCCUCGCCUAUGUGCUUCUGCACAGCGUUCUAAUCAUGUUUCAGGCCACCUGCCUGAAUGUGGCUCUCAAUUCGAACAACAAGGGCCUGCUGACCAUUAUGAUAUCGAAUAAUUUUGUGGAGCUCAAGGGUUCGGUUUUCAAAAAGUUCGACAAGAACAAUCUCUUCCAAUUGACGUGCAGCGAUGUCCGGGAGCGUUUCCAUCUAUCCGUUCUACUGUUUAUCGUGAUUAUUCAGACCAUGAAGGAGUUCGACUGGAGCUUCACGCAGUUCUAUGUGAUGGUGCCCGACUGCAUAGCGGUGCUCUUCACGGAGAUACUCAUUGACUGGGUGAAGCAUGCCUUUAUCACGCGUUUCAACGAGCUGCCCGAGGGCAUAUAUCGCGAGUAUACGACAAGUCUCGCGUAUGACAUGACCCAGACGAGGCAGAAGCACGCCUUCUCGGACCACUCGGACUUGGUGGCACGCCGCAUGGGCUUCAUACCAUUCCCGUUGUCUGUGGUGCUCAUCAAGGCCAUCUACACGGCCGUAUCGUUUCACAAUCUGGCUGCAUGGCUGCUCUUCCUGCUGGCCUAUCUGUUUGCCCUGGGCCUGAGGAUCUGCCUCACGAUCUGUGCCCUGGGCAAGGCCUGCAAACUGAUGAAGGAGCAUCAAACGGAACGCAAUAGUUCCACGCCAAGCAGUAUGACUAAUAUGCCUUUUGUUGGCGGUGCAGCCAGCGGCAAUUCUGUGACUGGACAGCCAUUCCAUCACCCUCAUUCGAAUCACAAUAACAACAACAACAACAGCACUGCUACCAAGCCGCCAGCGUCAGCCAACGCGACGACAAGCGUCAUUACGUUGACCCCACCAAAUGCUGCCACACAUCCGCACGACAUGAGCCUUAAUUUCUCGCGUUCAUCGGUGCAGUCCACGUCCACACCCAAGAAGGCCGUCAGCGAGGAGGAGCUGGAUGUUACCAACUCACUGGAGCUGGGGGCCACAGCUCUCUUCUCCAACAGCGAUGUUGAUCUGGACGAUGUGUGCCUCAACGAGCAAGUGACCAACACCAAUGCCGGUUCUGCCGUCCAGGAAGUCUACCAGGAGCAGGAUCUGGCACGCAGCCAGCCGGAUAUGCAGCAGCUGAACGAUUCUGGAUCGUCCGGCGAUGCCAGCAGCGCAAUGGCCACCAAGCAGGCGGCCAAGCGUCCGCCCAAGCGCACACACAAACGCUCCGAAUCGGAGCCGCUCAUCCCGAGUCUGGCCGACAAGACGGGCGCUUCUGGGGGGAUGGCUGGCAGCAAUCAAACGACACAGCUCUAGCCAUAAAUCGAUGCUAAAUUAUUAACUUUUGAUUUUAUCGUGUGUUAAUUGCGUUUUUGAUUUUUUUUUUUAAACAAUUUAGUUGCCGUUUUGUAAUAGAAUACGUAAGGAUAAGAGAAAUGGAUUUAGUUAUAGUUUUAUUAGGGAAAAUAUGAUUGAAUAUGAUUGAAAUAUGAUUUGUUCCCUAAACCA
This is a messenger RNA of Drosophila persimilis, 2266 nucleotides long. Its product is annotated as protein TAPT1 homolog. Bases 8 to 2074 code for a protein of 688 amino acids. Gene Ontology annotation, cellular component: endoplasmic reticulum membrane; ciliary basal body. The record is from RefSeq and is a predicted model, not a curated record. The transcript has 3 exons. Lineage: Eukaryota; Metazoa; Arthropoda; Insecta; Diptera; Drosophilidae. Gene Ontology annotation, biological process: maintenance of protein localization in endoplasmic reticulum; positive regulation of cilium assembly.